AUGGGAAACUUUCGCUUCCCCGUCAAGGUCAAACUUCCUUCCACUUUUCUCAAUGCCAGAGUUAUCAGAGACAAUUUCAAAAGACAGCAAGUGGCAGAACAUGAAGUCACCACCAAAGCACUCAAAUACAUCGCUAGAAACACAACGCUACCGCCAAGAGCCAGACUCGAGGCGCAGUUGCGUCUGAGCACCAUGCCAAAUUACACCAGAAUGACCCAGGUGAGGAAUAGAUGCGUGGAAUCGGGCCAUGCUAGAGCCGUUUUGAGCGACUUCAGACUGUGUAGAACGCAGUUCAGAGAACUAGCCAGAAAUGGUGGUUUGCCAGGCGUUAAAAAGGGUGUAUGGUGA
Lachancea meyersii CBS 8951 is the source of this 348-nucleotide messenger RNA. Lineage: Eukaryota; Fungi; Ascomycota; Saccharomycetes; Saccharomycetales; Saccharomycetaceae. The record is from the annotation of a GenBank genome assembly.